AUGCCCGACGCGAGGUCGAUCUGCGGCGCCGCCCUGCUCUUCGGCUACGGCGUGCUGCUCGCGCGGUGGCGGCUGCAGGGCCUCCCAGUCGUGGACGAGGUGCGCCUGACGCAGCCCUGCCGGCCCUCUGCGCCGAGGCCCCGCGCCCGCCUCGCCGCGCAGAGCUCGGAGCCCCGGGCACGGCUCCCGGAGCUGGAGCCCAGGCCAGCGCAGACGACGAUCGAGGAAGUGAUCCAAGGCAUCGUCCGAAAGUCUAAGGCCGCGGGCCACAAGCAGCUCACGGGAGAAGAGUACGAGCAGCUCAAGGACGCAGUGCGCAGGCACGAGGAGAGCUCAUCUGGGGCGAGCCAGGGUGAAGUGCGCACCGCGCCGGGGGCAGCGGCGGGGCGCCCAGACGAGACGGAUGCCGCCUCUCCUCAGGCAUCCCUCCCUCCGGCGGGAGCGGACUCCGCGGCGCGCGGUGCGGACAAGGCGGCGGGGCACUUCCCGUGGGUGUACGUCUACGACUUGCCAGAUCGGUUCCGCGCGCAGGGGGUCGACAGGUGCUCCGAGGUGAACUGUGCUUUCGGCGGUCUGCCUCAAGCGGUGAUGGGCCCAAACGGGAGGCCGCUGGAGCUAUGGGCGACCAAGAGCUUCACGCUCCCAUGGAUGAUCUACUUUAGGCUGCUGAGUUCCCCUUGGCGCACACGCAACGUGAGCCAAGCCAGAGUCUUUUUUGUCCCAGCGUGGUCUCGCAAUGGUCUGGAGUGUGCUGGGGCGGAGGAAGUCUGGAAUGCGCUUCGCCGUGAGAACCCCCUUCUGGAAGCGCCUGGAUCCGGUGCACUCGAGAGGCGCCAUGUGCUUCUGGAUCCACGAAUGGACUUCGUAUGCACCUACAUGCGCGACAGAAAAUAUUUCAAGCGAUUUGUGAGGGUGAAUCUGCAGGUCCCUGCAGGAAGCGCGAAAGAUCCGAACUGGUAUGCGUUUCCGGUGCCCACCGUGUACCACGGGCUCGCAGCCGGAGCACCUGCGAGGACGCGCCCCCGCGGACGAGCGAGGUACUUGUGGUCCCACUCCUCUGGCCUGCAUGGCAAGGCGCAAAACCUCAGGAGGGCUCUAGGAUGGGAGUGCAGAUCGUCAAAGCUGGCCUGCGCCCCCUCCUUCUCGGUGCCGCAGGAGGACCCCGGAGACCCGAAGAGGACGUGGCUGUUCAAUGUCAAGGGGAUGGUGAAUGCGAUGCUCAGCUCCACCUUCUGCGCCCAGCCGCCCGGCGACACGCCCCUGCGAAAGGGCAUUGUGGACUCCAUCGUGUUCGGCUGCAUCCCUGUGCUGUUCGUGCCGCAGCAGCUGGUCAUCCCACAAGCGCACCUCACUGAAGAGGAGAUGUUGUCAAUGUGCGUGUACGUGCCAGAGGACAAAAUCACCGGGGCCAGGCUGGCGUCCAUUUACACGAAGGCCUGCAACCGUUCGCAGAACGAGGAGUGCCCCCAGACGCCCAGCGAGAACCUGGAGCCGAUCUUGGCGGCCAUCGGCGACGAGGAGAUCCGCGCCAAGCAGGACUCGAUGGCCGCCCUGGCCUACCGCGUCACGCUCCAGCUGUCGGACACCGGAGAGCAGGACUCCCUGCGGAUGAUGCUGGAGGCCGUGGCGGCGAAGGCGGACGCGGCCGGCGACGCCCCCUCGCGCCGCGCCUUCGCGCCGCAGCGGGCGGGCGGGGCAGAGGGCCUGGGCUUCUUGGAGGCGGACGCAGCCGGCGACGCCCUGUCGCGCCGGGUCCUCCCACCGCAGCGGGUGGGCGAGGAGGCGGAGAGCUCGGCCGCGCCCGAGCGCGACGACUUGGCACCCCUCGCCGAGCGCCAGGGAGACGCCAGGCACGCCAGCGGCGGCGAGGGAGCGGACAGCGGGCGACCUGCCGCGGCAGCGCGCGGGUGCGCCAGCUCGCCGGGGGACGGCGUCUGGGAUUACGAGGACGACCUGGCCGGGGACGCGGAGGCGUGCAGCUACUACGCCUGGCACAGCAAGCUUCGGGGUUCGCUCCACGAGAGCCUGGAGCGGGCGACCUCCCGGGGAGCGAUUCUGCGGGAGCAGUUUCUGAACUCCUUCAGCAGAGUGUGA
Prorocentrum cordatum is the source of this 2094-nucleotide messenger RNA. Lineage: Eukaryota; Dinophyceae; Prorocentrales; Prorocentraceae. The record is from the annotation of a GenBank genome assembly.